AAGAAAUCCCGAUCGCUUUCAGAAAGAAAUGGACUAGGGAUGGCCGGAUGGAGGGAGACGCAGCGCGCGCGACGGGGGAAAGGGUAGCGAGGACGGCACAGCGCAACGGCAAUGGAGACGUUUACAUCACGCCACACCUUUCCGCGCACAAGAGCAGCAGCUAUUAGCGCUAGCUACCUGCCUCGUCAUCAUUGCUUGCUUGCGGCCGCAGAUUAGGUAGUACGCUAGACAACUUGAGCAGGGUUUAUUAGGCCGCGGCUUAUUGCUGUCACGAAGAGAACCAAGCUAUAGAAGAAGAGAAACAGAAGAGGCACAGCUUAUACCCAUCCACUGACCGCGAAGUGCACAGAGGGGGGAAGGAAGGAGAGACCACGUACCGUCUGCGAGGAGGACGACGAAGAAGGAGAAGAGGCUGAUUCGAUCGAGCAGCAUGGCGCGGCGGCCACGGCCGUGUGCCCACCUGACGGCCACGCUCCUUCUGCUCGCCGUCGCCGCGGCGGUCGCCAGAGCCGCCGACGGCGACGAGAAGUGCGGCAGCCCGUGCGGGAACCCCUGCGGCGAGCCGUGCGUGUACGCGAGCCCGCCGCCGCCGCCGGUCUACUACCCGCCGCCGCCGCCGCCCGUGUACUCGCCACCACCGGCGCCGGAGUACUACCCGCCGGCGACCCCGACCCCGACCACGCCCUACUGCCCGCCGCCGCCGUCGGGCGGCGGCUACGAGCCGUCGCCCGGAUACACGCCCUACACGCCCGGGUACAACCCGACGCCGCCGUCCGGCUCCGGCUGGUACACGCCCUCGUACAACUCGCCGCCUGGCACGCUCUACCCGCAGGACCCCGGGUUCCGGCCCAACGCCGCGCCGGCCCGCGUCGCCGCGCCGUGGCGCGCGGCGCUCUUCCUCGCCGCCGCGGCGUCGGCGGCGCUGGCCCGCGCCUGCCUGGACUUGUGACGCGGUCGGAGGCCACCGGGGAUCACGACCUGCGCCGAUCGGUGUCGCGUCUACAUGGCGCCGCGCACGCGCCGUGCUGGGAGAUCGUCAAGGGCGUGCAUGGCGCGCGGGUUUAGUUCCGCCUCCGUGUUAUGUUAAUAAUAAGAUUAUCAGAGGAAGGGUUACGUUGGGUGAGAUAUCUCUCUUUCUUUCUUUCUUUUUUUUUUUUUUUGCACCUCAGUUCAUCCGUGUGUCGUUCGUUGUGUUAGUGAAUUCGUCGUAUACUUAUGUCGUUGGAACAUCUGUUCUCGUGGUAGGAACACAAGUUCAUCCACCUAUCAUCAGACUCUGUGAAACAUUCAAACAUAUAUAUGUUCGUCUUAUCUGAUCAAACUCAAAAUAACAUGUACUGUGUUUUAUUCUCCAA
Molecule: messenger RNA, 1355 nt
Organism: Zea mays
Lineage: Eukaryota; Viridiplantae; Streptophyta; Magnoliopsida; Poales; Poaceae
Product: leucine-rich repeat extensin-like protein 3
Exons: 1
Coding region: 431-949 (172 amino acids)
Source: RefSeq, a predicted model, not a curated record